CCUGUGCAACGUUGCUGGCUCAAGACGACGACUUAUAAAAGACGGACGACGGAGCUGGAUGAUGCAAAGCAAUAAUAAAAAGACACACCAAUUUCACUUCUGACCAGCCAUCAGCUCUUCCCGAAUCCAACAAGAGCAACAGCAUCAACAAAAACACCACCACCACCACCACCCCAUCCACCAUGCACGCCACAUUCUUCUCCCUCGGCCUCGCCGCCCUGGCCACCGCCGCCCCGACCCUGACCCUCCGCCAGGCGCCGCACUACCCGCCCAGUUCGCUAUCCAAGGGCUUCCGGCUCAUCGCCAACGUCACGGAUCUAUCCCGCGACCUCACCCCGUCCGUCCACGGCUUCGCCCUCGGCGGCAUCCACAUCGGCCCACCCAACAGCCGCAGCGUCCUCUCCCCACAGGCCGACAACACCUCGCGCGUCUUCUACCUCAACGGCACCGCGGCCGACCUCUCCCUCAACGCGGCCCGCGUCGUCAGCGACGCCGGCACCCCGCCCUUCCCCUGGGGCGUGCGCGUGCAGUCGCGCGACGAGUUCGACGUGCCCGCGAACCCGGGCUCGCACGCCACCUUCAUCAACGGCGGGUCCAGCGCCGAUGUGGGCGUCACAAGGUUCCCGGACCCGUACAGCGUGCUGGCGAACCGCAAGGACGGGCCCGGCGGCACGUUUGUGGCGUGCUACCACGAGGUGCCCUACUACCGGCGGCCGUUCGUCGUCGUCGACUACGCCUACUCGACCGUCGACCCGGCCACGCAGCUGCCCGUGGUCGAGGUGCCCGAGGGCUGCGCGCCCGUCACGCUGAUCCCGCAGUGCGCCGAGCUCAACGACCUGCCCGCCGACGCCGUGUCCAGCCACGAGUUUGCGCUUGACCAGAAGUGCUACGAGGACGUGGCCGCCAUCGACUGGAGCCAGUACGGCCCCUGAAGCCCGGGCCCCUUUGGUGGCUUCGUAUUAUGGGAUGUUAAUGAGGCAGACGUGAGAUGAAAGAUGGGAUCAGCUGCACAUACAAGACACACAUUCCUUUGGUACAUGGACAUGACGCACGACAUGAGAAGCGUGACUAGCUAGCAUUUACAUCUUAAUAAUAUUUGCGCUUAGAAACGGUAGCAGAGAACUGCAGCA
Messenger RNA from Gaeumannomyces tritici R3-111a-1, 1130 nucleotides. RefSeq lists its product as hypothetical. Bases 183 to 932 code for a protein of 249 amino acids. The record is from RefSeq and is a predicted model, not a curated record. The transcript has a single exon. Lineage: Eukaryota; Fungi; Ascomycota; Sordariomycetes; Magnaporthales; Magnaporthaceae.